UGCGUACACGAGCAAGUAAUGGAGGCUGUUUGUUCUUCUUCGGAGUGAAUAUCUAAAUUAACAUCUUUACCAAGACACCGAGGACAAACUCAAGCAAUCAGAAAUUAUUUUACAACAAUCAGAGCGCAAACCUCGGCCGCGAUGGCUUCGGAAACGGGACCCCAGAAUCCCAGCUCCAGGGGCAUAAUGACCUUCUACCCCAACAAGGAGGAGUUCAAGAACUUCAGCCGUUACAUUGCAUACAUGGAAUCCCAAGGGGCCCACAGGGCUGGCCUGGCAAAGAUCGUGCCCCCCAAAGACUGGAAACCCCGACGGUCCUAUGAUGACAUUGAUGACUUGGUGAUCGCAGCCCCCAUCCAGCAAGUGGUGACGGGCCAGUCGGGCCUUUUUACCCAGUACAACAUCCAGAAGAAGCCCAUGACGGUGCGCGAGUUCCGCAGGAUUGCCAACAGUGACAAGUUCUGCACUCCUCGGUAUGUGGACUUUGAAGAGCUGGAAAGAAAGUACUGGAAGAACCUGACCUUCAACCCCCCCAUAUAUGGGGCUGAUGUGAACGGGACACUCUAUGACCAGGAUGUGAUGGAGUGGAACAUUGGACACCUUCACACCAUCCUGGACACAGUUGAGCGCGAGAGCGGCAUCACCAUUGAGGGGGUCAACACGCCCUAUCUGUACUUUGGCAUGUGGAAGACCACCUUUGCCUGGCACACGGAGGACAUGGACCUCUACAGCAUCAACUAUCUGCACUUUGGCGAGCCCAAGUCCUGGUACUGCGUACCACCAGAACAUGGGAAGCGAUUGGAGCGCCUGGCCAAAGGUUUUUUCCCUGGAAGUUCUCAAAACUGUGAAGCUUUCCUUCGCCACAAAAUGACCCUCAUCUCCCCUUCCAUUCUGAAGAAGUAUGGCAUUCCAUUUGAGAAGAUCACUCAGGAGGCUGGAGAGUUCAUGGUGACGUUUCCCUACGGUUACCACGCUGGCUUCAACCAUGGCUUUAACUGUGCUGAGUCCACCAACUUCGCUACGCAGCGCUGGAUUGAGUACGGCAAGCAGGCCAUCCUGUGUUCCUGCAGGAAGGACAUGGUGAAGAUCUCCAUGGACGUGUUUGUGCGCAAAUUCCAGCCAGAGCGCUACAAGCUGUGGAAGGCGGGCAAGGAUCUGGUGCCCAUUGAUCACACAAAGCCCACCCCCGAGGCAGCCGAGUUCCUGGGCGGAGGGGGAUUUAAUACCAAGGAUGGCUGCGGAGGACAGGACUACGGGGAUGAUCUUGGUUCCGAGAGAGAGGAGAAGAGAAGCACCUCCAGGCAGCGCAUUGGAACUAAGAGGCACAGGGUGUGUCUGGAGGUCCCUGAGGAGGUGCUUCCAAAAGAUGAGGAGACACAGCUGGAGGACAGGGCAGGGAAGAGGAUAAGGUUGUCUCCUCCUGGCGAGGACAGCAGGGGAGAUGAAGAUCUGCUGCCUUCAGCAGAUGAACAGCAGGAUCGUGAGAGGAAGGGGCCUUCCUUUCUACAAGUCAAGUCGGAGGACAGCACCGUUGCUGAGGAGGAAUGUACUGACAGAGCCAGUCACGAGGAGAAAAGCGACCUCCACCAAGAGGCCCUUGGACGGUGCGGCAUGGUAGCGGGCCCCAGCGGAAACUUCCGUCCAGCGCCAAAAGCUGGAGUGGCUAGCCUGCUGUUUCACCGCAGCCUGAGUCCCUCUGACGCCCUGCACGUACACAGCUACGCCAAAGGGGAAUACUGCACACCUCAUCUCUCCACCCCGAGCAAAGAGGAUACAGACGCUACGGUAAUCGAGUGCAAAAAGGAGAUGGAACCGGGUGCAGAAAACAAGAACAUGAAGAGCAAACGGCAACCCCUCAGCAAACUGCCCCGCCUCCAUCCGCUCAUCAAGGACUGCGUCAGCGAGGAGGAGAUGCAGGAGCAAACUGCAGAGGAGGACACAGAAGACCAGGAGACAGAAACCUGGGCCAAGUCGCUAGCCCAGCUGUGGCAGAACCGACCCCACAACUUUGAAGCAGAAAAGGAGUAUAACCAGCGCAUGGGCCAGCAGGCCCCCUACUGCGCCGUCUGCCUGCUGUUCCACACGUACCAGCAGAAUGAGUACGAGAACGGUGGACAACCACUCCAGGAACCCUCUGGUGUUCGACCAAGGACUAAACCCCUCAUCCCGGAGAUGUGCUUCAGCUCAACAACCAGCUCCGAGGUAGACCUGACCACACCCUACGUAGAGGAGGAUGGAACGAGUCUGCUGGUCAGCUGCUCCCGGUGCUGUGUGCGCGUUCAUACAAGUUGCUACGGUGUGCCUCCAGAGAAAGUGUCCGAGGGCUGGAAGUGUUCGCGCUGCGAAGCCGAUGCACUAACGCAGGAUUGUUGUUUGUGUUCACUGAGGGGGGGAGCGUUGCAAAAAGCCAACAAUGACAAGUGGGUUCAUGUGCUGUGUGCCGUGGCAGUGCUGGAGGCCCGCUUUGUGAACCUGUCCGACCGCGGUCCCGUGGAUCUCAGCAGCAUACCCCUGAGGAGGUUUAAGCUGAAAUGCUCGUUCUGCAAGAGGCGCAUGAAACGAACGUCUGGCUGCUGCGUGCAGUGUUCGCACGGCCGCUGCCCCACCUCCUUCCACGCAACGUGCGCGCAGGCUGCCGGCGUCCUCAUGCACCCGGACGACUGGCCCUUCGUGGUGUACAUCACCUGCUGGCGCCACAUGGGGCCGAUGCAGGCCAAGCGCAAUAAGGCAUCCUUGCGGGAGCUUGAGGUGGGCCAGAAGGUGAUCUGCAAGCACAAAAACAGCCGCUACUACCAGUGCGAGGUGGUGAAGCUCACCCAGGCCACCUUCUACGAGGUGGUGUUCGACGACGGCUCCUUCAGCGACAACCUCUUCCCUCAGGACAUUGUGAACAGAGACUGCGUGCAGCUCGGCCCCCCGCUGGAGGGGGAGGUGGUACAGGUGCGGUGGACAGACGGCCUCAUUUACGGGGCGAAGUUUGUGGCCGCUCACUUCAUCCCUAUGUACCAGGUGGAGUUUGAGGAUGCGUCGCAGCUCACCGCCAAGAGGGAUGACGUGUACACCCUGGACGAGGAGCUGCCGAAGCGAGUCAAGGCACGACUGUCUGUCGCCUCGGACAUGCGCUUCAACGGAAUCUUCACCGAGCCGGAGGGAAAACGAGAUGCCAAGAGGCAGCGGGUGAUCAGCUCGAGAUACAGGGGUGACUACGUUGAGCCCGUCCUCUACAGAGCCAUCAUGGAAUAACCCUCCACCUGCACUAAGCGGGACCUACCAGCACUGAUUUUUUUUUUUUUUUUUUUUUUUUUUUUUUUUCUUUCUUUCUUUCUUUCUUUCUUUCCUCCUCCUCCCCCCCUCCCUUCUUAAUAAAUUUGGGAUGCUUUACCCUCUAAACCUUAACUUAUUGACUGACCAGCAGGGUUCCACUGGGCCAGGGCCACAGUGCCACCAUCCUCAGCCUGCAUUAACUGGGCCCUGUGUUGUCUGCUUAACUUUAUUGCAUUGUUCUUUCUAAAAACCACUCUUCAGUAAAUACUGCUGUCCUCUGCUUUUUUUAAUAGACCUUUGUGUCGUGUAGCAACACAACGAGGGGACAAUUUCGUGAGUCCGUACUGCAUCAAAGCAGCCAGAACUGCUGCUCAGAGGAGAAGUUUUGCUUUCUUUCACAGCAUGAUUCUUGCUGUCAGUAGACUUUGCCACCGUUUCGUGUUUUUAUUUUCAUCCUCUUCAGGGUGCUAAUUCUGCCAGCGCUCGCGAACAAAAGUGCCAUUUUGUUGCUGUCGAGCCUGCAGAUUGAAAUAUGAAGAUGGGAAAAUUGCCAGACAUUUGUUCAUAGCAUUGUUUUUUGCAAAUCCAGUUUAUCAUUAAGUACUUUAAGUAUGCAAUCUUGCAAUACAUUAAUUUCUACCUAAUUUUUCUUUAAUCAUAUUUAUACAAUUGUAGUACCCAUUAACAACUGCAAAGUACGUCUAUUUCUUUUUACCCCAAGCUCAUAAAAGCAGCUCCUUGGCCAAGCCUUAUUCUUCCUCGAACCCUUUGAUACCUCUUGGUAUCUUUCAGUAACCUUUAAUGUUAAAUUGCUCAGUUAAUUUAAUGUUGUAUAAGAAUUUAAAAACGCAAAUGUUUUUACAGUAGCUUAAACCCAAGAUGUAUCUAUAUUUGUUAUUCAGAUGUUUCUUUUUUGGUUAAUUUUAUUUAAGAUGUAUUAUUUUUACAUUGAAGAACUAUAUUUGUUAAUAUAUACUGUUGUUAAAAGCUCUCAUGCAGCGAGAUGCACUUGCCGAGAAUGCGGCGCAUUUAUGACUUCUUUAUUCCUGAGAAGUUACCUCUCUGCGGUCCCUUGUAAGAGGUUCUGCCCACAGUGACCCUGCACUUCCUGGAGGAAGAUGCGUUUGACUCAGGUUGCCAUCCCACACAGUCGCUGUCCCACGCUGUGGCUCGCCGUGCUCUCGCAAGGGAUCUCCAGGCUCCAAAAGUCAAGAGUUGGUCCUGAGUUCCACUGUUUGUGGUUCCACCUCUGCUAUCUUUUAAUACUGUGCAGUUUUUUUUUUUUUUUAUUAUUAUUCACUGCACAUGUAAAAGAAUGACUUUUUCCUAAUCUGAAAGCUAAUUAAGUCUGUUCUUACAAUAUCGGGUUGAAAGAGUUAAUUUUUUUUUCUGUGUUGUAGACAUGUUGUGUUGUGAGUUGUCUUUUGUGUGGCUUUAUGCAUAGAUAAUUUGAAAGUGUAAAACGCAGUAUUGAAUGCGAUGACAUACUUUCUGGGCCCCCCAUCUCUGUCCCUGCGCUCAACCCUUCCCCCCAACCCCUGACCCGGCAGGAUCCUCGGGUUUCUGCAGCACUACAGUGGAUGCUCGAGCACCUCAGUAAAGCACCUGGCCCAAGCACUGUGUCGCAGUGAAUUGUCUUCUUCCUCCAUUCUGCAUCCUCUUCUCCCUCCUUCAUCACAUUUUUACAUAAUCAUAGGCAGCAGUUAGCAUGCUGGUUCAGGACAACAGCCCAGUGCCCAGAAGGUAGUGGAAUCGCCUCGUUAGACUUUCCUCUUUUGUGAAUGGGUCGAGAUCGACAUUAGAGGUAAGCAAAGCAUCGACGUUAAUAACAGCAACAAUGUUAAUUGUAACGAUAGUGUGGCACUGCGAUGUUCGUCUGCUUCUGUUACUGUAGAAGCCUGGUAAUACGUAGACAUCAUUGCAGAGUCACAUUUGAAUGUAGCAGCGGCCAUCUUCACCAUGUGUUCGUACCCAUACUGCAUUUUUUUGUCUUAUGUUCUUUUCUUACCCUUUAUACUGUGGCUUUUACUGUGUCAAGACUGGACUUAGUAUUUAAUGGUUGAUGGCCAGAGACACAGAAAUUGCAAAUGUUACAGAUGACCUCUGCGAGCCAUCAUGCCUGUUUCUCCACAGCUCUGUUUGUAGUUUAAACACUGUAGCAUAAAAGUGUGUACAGUCACAGUGUGGACUCGCAAGGCAGUCGUGUAACCCUGUAAAUACUGAUCUGGUGUCACUUGUAAAGAGGUGACAACUUGUGAAGACAAAAAUAGCAGGAAAUCUAGUGCAAUGUGCCUGCUCUGUACUUUCCUGCCUGACGGUUACAUGCAAAUCACAUGUAAUUGGUGCAGAUGUAUUUUUUA
This is a messenger RNA of Scleropages formosus (Asian bonytongue), 5624 nucleotides long. RefSeq names its product lysine (K)-specific demethylase 4A, genome duplicate b (gene kdm4ab). The transcript is spliced from 22 exons. Gene Ontology annotation, biological process: regulation of gene expression; chromatin remodeling. NCBI's taxonomy places the organism in Eukaryota, Metazoa, Chordata, Actinopteri, Osteoglossiformes, Osteoglossidae. Gene Ontology annotation, molecular function: histone H3K36 demethylase activity; histone H3K9 demethylase activity. The coding region runs from base 142 to 3243 and encodes 1033 amino acids. Gene Ontology annotation, cellular component: chromatin; nucleus. The record is from RefSeq and is a predicted model, not a curated record.